Molecule: messenger RNA, 884 nt
Organism: Zychaea mexicana
Lineage: Eukaryota; Fungi; Mucoromycota; Mucoromycetes; Mucorales; Lichtheimiaceae
Exons: 3
Source: RefSeq, a predicted model, not a curated record
CUUUUUUCGAACUUCUUUUUGCUCUUGUCUCUUUACCUCUUCUUCUUCUUCUACUUCUUCUGCGUCUAUUGUUCCAUACAUCCUGUGCAUCAAAUCACCCCACCUUGCCGUCUGCCUGUCUGCCUGCUCAUUAAACACCACCAGUCCCUCCUUACUGACAGACACACAAGCAGCCCUUGCGUACACACGCCACUCGCACGCACACACAUCCUCGGCACAAUACAGAAAGGAAUACGAGCCAACAACACUACAACGCGUGCUGUACCCCCAUUUCAACAACAACAACAACAGCAACAACAGCAACAGCAAUAAGCCCCAUUGCUGCCAUCAGCCAAUUGCUCGUUCAUUCUGUCAACACUCUCUUUUUUUUUGCGCUCGAACCCUCCUCUUUUGUACAAAGCAGAACGCAAAAAAAAAAAGUUUAAAUAAUGUAUACCAACUAUCCCUCGGAGACGCCCUACUAUUCUCAGCCUGCGUCUGCUGCAGGUGGUCAGAUCCCGGUCAUGACCUGGAACCCACCUCAGCAACCUCAACAACAGCAACAACAGCAACAGCAGCAGCAGCACUUUGAUAACGCCAUGGUUACUCCGCGACCUCAUUCAUUUCCUGUAAUGCCCGCCGAAACACCGAUCAUGGCUCAACAGCAGCAGCAGCAGCAGCCAAAGUUAACAACUUCAUUUUGGGAAGACGAAGGCACCAUCUGUUAUCAAGUAGAUGCUAGAGGCUAUUGUGUGGCUCGACGCCAAGACAACGAUAUGGUGAACGGUACCAAGCUUUUGAACGUCGUGGGCAUGUCCCGUGGCAAGCGUGAUGGUAUUCUCAAGAACGAACGGGGCCGCGUCGUCGUCAAGGUCGGUGCUAUGCACUUGAAAGGUGUUUGGUAA